Aureococcus anophagefferens is the source of this 846-nucleotide messenger RNA. RefSeq lists its product as hypothetical. NCBI's taxonomy places the organism in Eukaryota, Pelagophyceae, Pelagomonadales, Pelagomonadaceae. The coding region runs from base 1 to 846 and encodes 281 amino acids. The record is from RefSeq and is a predicted model, not a curated record. The transcript has 3 exons.
AUGCCUGGACAGGGCUGCCCGAAAUGCGACGACGGUGCGUAUUACCGCAUCGGCACGAAGGGUCAGGCGUGGGGCGCCGCCGAGCGCAGCAUGUGGUUGAAUCAAACGCGGAGAAAACGCUCCUACCAUGACGAGGUGCUCAGCAAGCUCGAUGCUUUGGGUGAGGGCUUGGUCGUGCAUGAUUAUGGAUCGCUUUCGACGGCGCCCGAGCGCUACCCGCUGAAGGCCGUCACCACCGCAGACUGGGACGGAAACAAGCCAUGCGUAUUGACGUCCGGCGUCCAGGGGGCGAUUCUCUUUCUACACACGAAGCUCGCCGAGUACCGGGACUCGUUCAACAUCUGCGUCGCGCCCUGCGUGUCGCCCUUCGGCUACGAGCACCUCCUCGCGUUCCUCGAGACGCUUGACGCGCCGGCGGGCUGGGUUCUGCACCUGGACCUCCACGAGACGACGGACACCGACGAGAGCGAGUUCAUGCCCGCGCGCGCCGCGGAGAAGGGCGAGCAGUACACGCCGUGCGAGAUUCCGGACGGGUUCUAUUGCGUCGGCGACUCCCGCAACCCGCAGCUCGCGUUCCACCGCGCGAUCAUCGACGCCGUGCGAGUCGAGACGCACAUCGCGCCCGCCGUCGACGGCGUCAUCAUCGACGAGCCCGUGGUGCAAGAAGGUCUCAUCGUCGUGCCCGCCGCCGAGCUCGGACUCUGCUGCUCGCUGACGAAGGCGCCGUUCGUGACGACGACGGAGGUCUACCCGGACAGCCCGAAGACGACGCCCGACGCGUGCAACCGCGCGCAGCGCGCGGCCGUCUGCGGCGCCCUGGACUACGUCCUGGCCCACGCCGCCUGA